Molecule: messenger RNA, 904 nt
Organism: Wasmannia auropunctata (little fire ant)
Lineage: Eukaryota; Metazoa; Arthropoda; Insecta; Hymenoptera; Formicidae
Product: pheromone-binding protein Gp-9-like
Exons: 5
Coding region: 174-551 (125 amino acids)
Molecular function (GO): odorant binding
Source: RefSeq, a predicted model, not a curated record
UUCAACGGUCAUUAGACGUUUCUGCAAUAUCUUUUCAACGUUGAAUCUACAUUUCGCGAUGUUGCUACAACGCAAUCUUGCAAUUCAACGUUUCUAAGAUGUUGAUUCAACAUUAGUGUGCUACAGCAGGCUUUAUUGAUGAUAUCACAGAUAGACUAGCGGAGUUAUUAUCGAUGUCGAAAACGGAUGUACAGAUCUGUUUCAAUAAAACAAAUGUAAAUCUCAAUUUAAUGAUGAUGGAUCAACUAGUGAACGAUGAAGUACAAACAGCAAGUAUUAACAACUCAGCUUUAAAAGUAAGCUGUCUAUUUGCCUGCUUACUUCAGAAAAAAGGACUGAUGGUUGGUACAAACAUCAACGUAGAAAGAAUGAAGGAAGAGAUGGACAAUAAGUCUCAUUUAAACACCAAAGAUAUUGCUGUACGAAAUAACAUAUUAGAUAUCUGUAUCGAUCGAGUUAAAAGCAAGACUAACGAAUGCGACGUGAUUCUUAAAUUGGUUUUAUGCGUGAUUGCAGAAACAAAACGCUAUCAUAAAAGUAUAAUAAGAUAGAAUUAAUAUUAGAUAAGCAUUAUCUGCGAUUUGACAGUAAAAUUUAUUAUUGCAACGAAUGAAAACCUAAUUCGAAUUUAAAGUUAAAAAUUUUAUACUUUUGUGCUAAUCUUAUUAUACCGCUUCAGAUUCUCAUCCUUUGAAUAACAAAAGACAUUUUUACACAAAUUUUAUCUUGUUUUUACUUUUACAAUUUUAGCGAAAAUCUGGUUAACAAUAAGUUGAAUAUUAUACUGUUCAAUAUAUUGAUUGUAAGUACUCAUAUUCUAAACUAUUAAUUUUUUUGUAAAUAUGAAAUACUGAAGUUAUGUUUUCAAUUCUAUAAAUAAAUAAAAAUGUUAAUAAAAUGCAAA